AUGGCUGCUCCUCCGGCCCCCAUGGACUUCUCUUUGGAGUCUAGGACAGCUGUGGACCAGCGUUGGCCCAGGUUGAGGUCCAGGUCCAAACUGGGCCAGUUAACAGUUCUGGACGUCAGCGUCUGCACACAAACCAACCCAAACAGACUGGGUUCUGCAUUGUUCUGCAUCGCCCCGAGCACAGAGAACGACAAGUUCCAACAGAAGGUGGUCAAAACCCGGCGAAUCAUCUCGCUCCGUCGCAAGGGCUCCUCCCGCCUCCACCCGUACAAACAAGAAGCUACGAAGCCCAGCACCCCUGAUUCCGACUCCUCUUGCCCCUCAUCACCUACCCAUCCUAGCUCCCCAUCAGAUAAGUGUGGGAUCCUCAACGUCACCAAAAUCACAGAACAUGGCAAGAAAGUACGGAAGAACUGGACCUCUUCCUGGGCCGUCCUGCAGGGUCACUCUCUCCUAUUCUCCAAGAGCCAGGGGGGCGGGACCAGCUGGUUUGGGAGUCAUUCUCAGCCUGAGUUCAGUGUGGACCUGAGAGGAGCAUCUAUUGAAUGGGCUAAAGACAAAUCCAGCAAGAAGAACGUCUUGGAGGUGAAAAGUCGUAUGGGCACAGAGCUUCUCAUCCAAUCAGAGAAUGAGAACGCCAUGAACGAAUGGCUAAGAGCCAUCACUGAGACAAUCAGCACACACGCGUGGGAGUCUGAUGAAGCCAUAGAGGAGGACAUGCCGGAGUCUCCCAGCCCUGAGAAACACGACCACAACAAAGACCUCAGGGACUCCAAGAAACUCAGAGCAGCAGGCAUGAAGAGCUCGAGUAGCAUGGACGUGUCGGACCACAGGAAGAGAACCAAACUAAAGAAGUUCCUCACGCGCAGACCCACGCUACAGGCAGUCAGGGACAAGGGCUACAUCAAAGACCAGGUGUUUGGCUGCAGUUUGAGCAGUCUGUGUCAGAGGGAGUACUCUACGGUCCCAAGCUUCGUCAGGAUGUGCAUCGACCACGUGGAGAACAACGGCCUGAGUGUGGACGGUCUGUACAGAGUGAGUGGAAAUCUGGCAGUGAUCCAGAAACUCCGCUUCGCUGUCAAUCACGAUGAGCGUGUGGACCUGCAGGAUGGGAAGUGGGAGGAUAUCCACGUCACUGCUGGAGCCCUCAAGAUGUUCUUCCGCGAGCUUCCGGAACCCCUCUUCACAUACACACUCUUCCAGGAGUUUCUCAAUGCCAUCAAAAUCCCAGAUUACAGACAGCGUGUUCAGUCCAUGAAGGAUCUGGUGAAGCAGUUGCCCCGGCCAAACCACGACACCAUGCAGGCUCUCUUCACACACCUCAUGAAAGUGGUGGACCACGGAGAGGAGAACCGCAUGACGGCCCAGAGCGUGGCCAUCGUGUUCGGCCCGACGCUGCUGCGGCCCGAGACCGAGUCCUGGAACAUGGCGGUCCACAUGGUCUACCAGAACCAGAUCGUGGAGCUCCUCCUCCUGGAACAGGACACCAUCUUCUCCAGAUAGCCAAUCACAGUCAAGAACACACCCACCGCUGCGUCAGACACACCCACCGCCGAAAGGGGUGGGGUUUGGAGAUAGAUGCCCGCCACUCAGAGGGAAGGGCCGCCCACUCAGAGGGAAGGACCGCCCACUCAGAGGGAAGGCCCGCCCACUCAGAGCUAAAACUUUGCCUUUUAUGGACUCUGACUCCGCCUCCUCACGGCUCUGGGGAGGCCCACUGUAUACCGAUGGGUACAGGGCAGAACACUGCAUCUCUCUCUCGCUUCACACACACACACACACACACACACACACACACACACACACACACACACACACACAC
Clupea harengus (Atlantic herring) is the source of this 1822-nucleotide messenger RNA. Its product is annotated as rho GTPase-activating protein 12-like. Gene Ontology annotation, cellular component: cytoplasm. Lineage: Eukaryota; Metazoa; Chordata; Actinopteri; Clupeiformes; Clupeidae. Gene Ontology annotation, molecular function: protein binding. Bases 1 to 1503 code for a protein of 500 amino acids. The transcript is spliced from 16 exons. Gene Ontology annotation, biological process: signal transduction; regulation of GTPase activity. The record is from RefSeq and is a predicted model, not a curated record.